AUGUCGAGACCUACGGAGAGCGAGACUGCGAGCAGACUACCUUGGUCGGAAAUGGCUAGGGAUCAAACUUCCUCCGAACCCCCCGAGAGCCCUCCGCCGGGGUACACGGGUUUGGGAGGUACCAUUCUUGCAGGCGGCGGCGGCACGGGAAUUACGGUCCCGCAGACUCUGGUGCAGGGCUAUGAACGGCCACUAGACUUCCUUCACUUGUUCUCGUUUGUACGUAGGGUGUGGCCAGAAAACGAUGAAUUUCGUUAUAAACACAACAUGUGGUCGAGACGGCUCGAUACUUUGGGCACGGGCUUGUCAUUCAAAGUUUCGCUACAUCCGCUUGAAGCGUGCUUGCGGGACUUUUUCAAUGAGAGUGUGGGAUACGAUGUUGGUGAUAAGUUUGUAGCGAAGGGAUUGAGAUUUGUUGACGAUUAUAAUAAUAAUGUCACGAAGGAGAAGUUGUAUGAUGCUUCUCUGAGGGAGAUACGGGCCCUUACGCAUCCGCCGUUGCGAUCUCAUCCGAACAUAAUCACGCUUUUGAGCGUUGAGUGGGAGCCAGACCUUAACCACCACGAUGUCGCCUGGCCACUGCUUAUGCUGGAGUAUUCUGAAGAGGGCACACUGAGAGACUACCAGAUGGAAAAGCCAGAGAUGGAGUUUUUGGAGAAAAUGCAACUCUGCGAAGACGUUGGAAGGGCAUUAUUGGCUAUUCAUGGAAGUGGGAUAGUGCAUGGAGAUGUAAAGAGUGAGAAUAUACUCGUUUUCUGGUCGGCGGAGAAGGGAAAGAUGGUCGGAAAGGUUGGGGACUUUGGAUCUUCGGUCUUGGAUUUCAGGGAGGACGGGCGCAGGGGUUUACCGGCACAUACGAUUCCCUGGAAUGCCCCCGAAUAUGACGAGGAUAUCCCGAGAGACCAUCUGAAAUUCACGGAUGUCUAUAGUUUCGGGAUGCUAAUUUUUCGCGUCAUGCUUGGAGGCAUCAAUCCGUUCAAGAUCGCCCCAUUCAAGUCCGACGACGUAGAUAUUGAGCUACGAUCGCAAGAACUUAAGAAAGACCCCGAAUUUCUAUCACUAGUGGCGAUGAUGUUAUGCGAGCGCUGCGAUGCCUCGGAAGCCGAUGGCGUUUGCGAGGUUCUGGGAUUCACUUUACAGCAUCUACCAGCACAGCGGGAUCUUGAGAAAGCCGUGAUCGGGCUUUGUCGGCUUACAGGGAAUUCCGAGAGUAUCCCUCCAGUGGCCCUCUUAGAAGAAUUUGAUUAUGAAGAGGUCAGUCUUACCUAUACCCUAUCGGUAUGCCGUAGGCUAACCUCACUAGAUCGUUUUUGAAGCCGACUGCAUGAUAUUGGAUCCUUUUUGUGUGCGGGCUUCCGUCAUUCAUGCUCUGGAAGCUGUUUCGUGCAGUGACUCGGCACACGCGCAUAAGGCCAAUUUCCUGCUAUUCCAGCUACUUCUUAAUCGCUAUGGCGAAGGUGUUCCUGGUGCCUCGGAAAUGACGCUGGUAUGGCUAUUACAUUACAUGAAUAGUGAGGGAUAUGAUGAGACAGGGCACUUUGUCGCUCGAAUCUUUGAUGCUUUGGGUUUUCAGCAUGAUAAAGAGAUUCCAUUGCAACCCUUACUGCGACAGGGGGCAUUAAAAGGAUCGCAUACAGCGUUUGAAGAUCUAAAGAAGUACUACCCCGAUGCGUAUGAUGAGACUCUUGCGCUAUUCCGUGAAUGUGGAGGAGCUAUGCACAUGACGCAGCGGUCUGCGUUGUUCCCGUGGGUAGAUAUAAGCAGUUUGGAAGGAAUAGCGGAUGCAAUCGAGGAGUCGCCUGGUGUUGAAUUGUGCGAUAUUCAUGUCACAGAAAACCAGGAUACAUUGCUGCAUUGUGCUGCUCGAUCAGGCUAUCUGCGAGUGGUUCAACGUCUCAUAAGCAUGGGCAUGGAGGUCAAUGUUGUCAACUACCUAGGGGAGACUCCUUUGCUAGCAGCCAGCAGGGCGGGGCAUUACGAGGUCUCCCGGUAUCUCAUGGAAGCGGGAGCCUGGGCAGGCAAAACGAGAAUUUUCGGGAAAGGCCCGAUCCAUUUCUUACCGUUUUUCGACGAUCAACAUAUCGACUCUGUUUCUAAGUUAAUGGUCAGAAACGGCGCAGUCGUAGAUGAGCGGGCAACGGAAAACCCACGGGCGGCCGAGCACGAAUUUUGGGUCCACUCCCCAUUCUCCCCAUUGCAUUGCGCAGUCAUGAGAAACCACCUAGCUAGCAUUAGGGCUCUUCUCCGACUCGGGGCUGAUCCUUAUGCCAAAGAUAAGGGUAGAUCGGCUAUCCGUUUGGCAUGUAUUCUCUGCCAUGCCGAGGCACUAGAUAUGAUGGUAGCGGCAUCAAGUCGUAGGCUUUCAUCGGAAAACUCUGAGCCCGCCUCGCUAGCAGAAGGUGUCCUUAAGCCUAAAAACCGUUUAGAAGAUAUUAAAGAAUAUGGAGGAAGUUAUGAGAAUGCCAAGAUAGCUACGCUUAAAGUUCUGGAUAAAUACAAAGCUAUCAAUUACAGGGAUAUUCACGAAAAUGGGAAGCAUACAGUACUCCAUCGUGCUGUUCUGGCAGGUUACCCAACUGUAGUGAACUACCUCCUAACCGACACACCCUCGAAGCAACAUCUUGAUGUUGACUAUCUUGGCAGUACUCCACUGACGUUGGCAAUCCAGAUGGGAUACAGGGACGUCUUCGAAGUCCUACUUCGUCAUGGGGCAGACAUCCACUUAAGAUGUAUGGCUCUCGAGAACGGUGGAAGCUAUUUGCACUUCUGUGCGUCUGAAGGUCACCAGGAUGUAUUCUUUCCAGAACAACUACUAAAGCAUGGAGCCCUGAUGGAUCAGAUUGAUGAUAAAAGGCGAACACCAUUUACUUGGGCCGUCUUUAUAGGCAACUACCCGGUUGCCGAUCUUCUCCUUCAACACGGUGCGGAUCGGGACGGCGCCUACGAGGGCUAUACUCUUUUGGACUUUUUCUUAGCGCGUUCUCUGCCACUAAAGGGUAUAAAAUAUAUGAUGACAUGCAAGUCAAACCCGGAAAGGCCUCCUCCGUCAUUCAUCUGCUCUCCGCGCUCCGGCAGGAAUGUUUUCCAUGCAAUUGCUGAUGCUGGACCAGAGGCAGAGAAGACCGCAGAAACGAAGGCUAUCUUCCGAUAUCUACAAGAACUAUGGCCAGGGGAAGAACAUAUAAAUACCUGCGAUGGAACGGGCUUAUCUCCAUUGGAGAAAGCAGUGGCACGCUCUAAGGAAGACCUUGUUAAUAUGAUGAUUGCAGCAGGCGCGGACCCAAACUUAGGCUCAAUGGGGCCCCUAUAUCGUGCAUUGAGGAAACAAAAUUGGGCCAAUGAACAAAUCAGAAAGGUCGGCGGAAGGUGGAUGACUAGACGGACUAAGAAGAUAGUUGAUAAUGUCGUCGUGAUUCUCAAGGAGGCCGGCGCGAGGGUAGAUAUAGAUCCACUUACUGGUUCUCCCAAGCAGUUCGACGCGAGUAGGGUGUUCCGGGGAAUGACAACGGAGGUACGCUCGCCGUGUUCAAUUGAAUGGUCAUUUAAUUCACUAUUUGAUAGGAUUUCGAGGAGCGUCAUAGGAUCUCGUUGGCUGCGUGUAGGGAUAUCGAAGCUGGUGUUACCGAAAGAUACGGUCAGGCGGCAAAUGAACGGAGGCAGUGGGAGUAUCUUGAGACCAAUCCAGCUGGACGAGCCAUUCUACCCGCAGUAAGGGAACUGGUUAGCCGGAACGACGCUACGGUAAAUCAUAGCAAUUGAGUUUUUAGCUGGAACUGUGCUAAAUUUGUUCAGACUCUUGAGGCCAUGGUUAGAAACUGGCUUCGAAACCGGCUGCCAAGUGGACAGGAAAACACGCCCCCGAGAGCACCGGAAAACACUCAAUUGAACUGGAGAGAAAUGAGUGAGAGGCGGAAGGGGCAGCCCGGAAAGGCUCCCGGAAUGGCAGCCGGCAGUACUAAUGGCACACAGCUACCGAAAGCCAGGUCCGAGGUGCCGCGGUCAAGUGGCCCAAAGAGGUCCGUUAAUCCGAGAAGUGGUCUAUCACAAUCAUCCUCGUUGGACAAUAACCCGCUACUACCAUCUUCAAGAGAGCUGGAGACGUCUACCAAUGCAUGGCCUCCUUCAAACGGUUCCUCGUCAGCGCUGGCAUAUAGACCACCGCCAAUAAAGCCAGGGUCGUCUCCUGGAGCACGGCGCGAUAUAUCAAGAUCAUUCCCUUCAAAUGUAACCUCGACGGAGCCACCUUACCGGAAACAGCCUAUAUACUCAAUUAGUUCUCGCGCACGCAGAUCGCCGCCUCCUUCAUUACUUGAUACCCCUGUACCAAGUUUGGUUUCCCCAAGCUCCCCAGAUAUCUUCUCACCUACCCAUGGAGGUAUCUCCCAGUUGUCGCCAUCAAUGGCCACUCCUGCCCCGGGAAAUAAUUGCCCACCACCCUCACAGCCCGUCCCGGUGCCACUGCACUCCCUGAGUGAGGCCUCUUCCUCAUCGUCGGUGUCUGGAAGCAUGACCAUGCCUACUGUCAUCCGGGAGACACGAUCUGCCCUAGCAACAUCUUCAUCACAAGCUUUAUCCCAACCCCUCUCCCUUCACCAAGGCAUCUCCCAGCCCUCACCGUCCUUUCAGCAAACCUCGCACACUCCUCACCGGAGCUCUUCUUCCUUCCGCCAAUACACCCCGUGGACUAUCCCCCACCAAAAGCCUCCACAUAAAAUCCUUAAGUCCCUCCGCCCCGCCAUACUCCCAUUGCUCACCGCUUUGGCAGACUCCCGCCACAGCAAUGCCAUCCCACGACGCAAUUUAAAGAUCUGCCUAGAGAGCCAUCUUUGCAUGCCAAAUCUUAUAGACCUCAAGUGGGACCCUGCCGCCCCAUUGGGUAGUAGUUCAGUAAAAGAGCUGCAAUCAGGAGUCAAUAAGAUGCUGAAGGAGUUUUCUAUUGUUAUAAAUUUGAAGCUUAGGGUCGAGAUUAGUGAGGAACGUAGGACGAGGACCAUGCUCAGGGUGUUGAUGGACGAAGAUAGAGGUAUUACGAGUAGUGAUGGAUGGUUAAGGACCGAGGGGGCGGGAUGGGAGGAUUUGGAGAGAGUUGAGGCAGGAAUAAUGUUUCCUCAGGAGACUUGA
Molecule: messenger RNA, 5121 nt
Organism: Tuber aestivum (summer truffle)
Lineage: Eukaryota; Fungi; Ascomycota; Pezizomycetes; Pezizales; Tuberaceae
Source: the annotation of a GenBank genome assembly